GUUUUAACGACAAACAGAAUGAAUUUAACGAAAAUUUCGAAUAAGAAACACUUGACAGCUCCGUUCAUUUUUGUAUUUACCUAUUCCGACUGACUGCUGUUUGUUUUGGAUGUGAAUUACGCAAAGUUUAAUCGCACCAUAAGAAACCGUAAACCAUGAUGAACCGACUGCGAUAUGUUCGAUUCAAAGACUACCGGAAUGUACAUGCAAAACACCUCUCCACCGAAGCAACUGCUAAUCGAUUUCAGUUAGAGCAAUUGAAGAAACGAAGCCUCAUUCGACUGCACGGUGAUUUGGUUUCUGAUUUCCUGCAAUCGUUAAUAACAAACGACAUAAAUCAUUUGAGCCAGCAGCCGGCAAUCUUCAGUAUGUUCUUGAACAAGGCUGGACGGGUGCUGUAUGAUGCAAUAAUUUACAAAACCAAAGAAAACACACUGUUGGUUGAGUGUGAUGCGCGGGCUGACGUUGACUUAGUGAAACACUUAAAAAUGUUCAGAGUACGAAAGAAAAUCGACAUUGAUGUCGCUAGUGAUCUUACAGUUUGGGUGCUAUUCGAUCCGGACGGAGCCAAGAAAGACAUACCAACGGACAAAUUAGUCAAUUUUCAAGCACUAUCGAACAGCAAUGAUGACCUGAUUAUUUGUGACGAUCCUCGAGUUCAAAACCUUGGUGUCCGGAUAGUCGCUCCAAAGGAUUGUGACAUAUUACAGAGGCUAUCACCGCAAAACGUUUCGCAGGGUAAUCCUAAAGACUACACAAUUCAUCGAUAUAAACUUGGAGUGGCCGAAGGCGUCGACGAAUUACCGCAUGCCAAAUGCUUUCCACUCGAAUCGAAUUGUGACUAUUUGCAUGGCGUUAGUUUUCACAAAGGCUGCUACUUAGGACAAGAGUUCACGGCUCGUACCCAUCACACCGGUGUGAUCCGAAAGCGACUGAUGCCGCUACAGUUAAAUGGACAAUUGACAGAUUUUUGUAGCAAUCAAAUCGAGACAACUGAUGGUGCUGUUGUUGGAAAGUUACGAGGUCAUCAGCAGGAUUGGGGCCUGGGUUUGCUGAAAGUGGAUGUUGCACUACAAGAAACGUCGCCAUUUAUUUUGGGUGGCAGUGAUGUGUAUGUGAAAGGGACUACGUACAAACCGUUUUGGUGGCCAACCGAAGCUCCUAAAUUAAAUGAAUUGAAGAACAAAGAAUUAUAGUCGAAUCGGUCAGUUGAAUAAAAGUUUAGAUUCUGUUUGA
Messenger RNA from Bradysia coprophila, 1236 nucleotides. Its product is annotated as iron-sulfur cluster assembly factor IBA57, mitochondrial. NCBI's taxonomy places the organism in Eukaryota, Metazoa, Arthropoda, Insecta, Diptera, Sciaridae. Gene Ontology annotation, molecular function: protein binding. Gene Ontology annotation, biological process: iron-sulfur cluster assembly. Gene Ontology annotation, cellular component: mitochondrial matrix. The record is from RefSeq and is a predicted model, not a curated record.